Rosa chinensis is the source of this 941-nucleotide messenger RNA. RefSeq names its product carrot ABA-induced in somatic embryos 3. Gene Ontology annotation, cellular component: cytosol. NCBI's taxonomy places the organism in Eukaryota, Viridiplantae, Streptophyta, Magnoliopsida, Rosales, Rosaceae. Gene Ontology annotation, biological process: response to abscisic acid. The coding region runs from base 349 to 708 and encodes 119 amino acids. The record is from RefSeq and is a predicted model, not a curated record. The transcript has 2 exons.
CGUGCGGUUAGAACCAAAAGCAAAUCACUGCGUCACCAAAUAGCUAUGGCCUUUGGACUCGUGUCAUGCUUGCUGCAUCACUCGACUGAACAAAGCACCUGCGUGGCGCUGAGGCAUAGCUCAACACCUCCCCAUCAGCCGCGUCUACCCUACUACGUGUCAAGUUGUCCUAUCUCUGCAUGCCCUCACUCUCCAUAGAAACAGUAGUAAUACAGCUCUAUAUAAAGGCAUGCAUGUGAAGUAGCAGAAUCGUAACAGCUUAUCUUCGACGUGAAGUACUUAGAAAGCAAGCAGUGUUUGUGAGAAGUGAGAAGUAGCUUAGCAAUUUCGAAAAGAGUGAGUAAGAGAAUGGCAUCGGAGCAGGAAAGAAGGGAUCCACAGAAGAGACAAGAGCUGGACGCGAAAGCAAGGCAGGGAGAGACUGUUGUUCCUGGUGGAACUGGUGGCAAGAGCCUUGAAGCUCAAGAACACCUGGCUGAAGGGCGCCAGCGUGGAGGCGAGACCAGGAAGGAGCAGCUGGGACAUGAAGGGUACCAGGAGAUUGGUCACCGCGGAGGCGAGAGCAGGAGGGAGCAGAUAGGUCAUGAAGGGUAUCAUGAGAUGGGGAAGAAAGGAGGAUUGAGCACCAAGGACAAGUCUGGAGGAGAGCGUGCUGCUGAGGAAGGGAUCCCAAUUGACGAGUCCAACUACAAAACUAGGACUCCUUGAUGUGUGUUCAAAGCUCAUGGCGGCUUCUGACUAGGCUUUUGUUUUGUGUCUUCUUUUCUGCGUGUCCUGUAACGUAGAGUUGUAGAAAUGGUUCCCAGUGUCUUCGUAGAGUUGUAGAAAUGGUUCCCAGUGUCUACUUGGUGCUUCUGUUCAUGCUUCUUGUUCAAGUUUGUAGAUGCAGUCGUGUCUUAUUAGUCUUAAGAGAAGCACCUAAGUGGGUGACUUCUUGUUGU